AUGCCUCCAGCAAUCAACAACGAUCUCGACCCACUCCAUGUACCGAUCAUACUCCAAAAAGAACCCGAUUUCGUGUGCCAAUAUGAGAACUGUGCAAAGUCAUUCAAACGCAAAGCAAAACUCAUAGAACAUGAGCGAGUCCAUACCGGGGAGCGUCCUUUUGCAUGCACCUAUCCUGGAUGUGAUAAGACGUAUCGCCGAUCAACGCAUUUGACAGCUCACGUUCGUACGCAUGAACCCGAAACAGCACGUCCAUUUCAUUGCUCGCACGAGGGUUGUACAAAAUCUUUCCAAAGUCGAUCGCAUUUGAAUCGUCAUGAAAAGACGCAUGGUGAACCAACAUUCAAGUGUACAUGGGAAGGAUGCACUGAGGCAUUCACCAAGAAAUUCCAAUUGAGGCAUCACAUGUGUACGCAUACUGGCAAGAAGGCUUUCCCUUGUACAUUCGAAGGAUGCGACAAAAGCUUUCCUACUGGAUCUAAGCUUCGACGCCAUGAAACAAUCCAUUCGAACAAGCCUCAAUACAUGUGCAGCUUUUCGGAUUGUGACGCCAAAUUUGUCAAAUGGUCAGGCCUGCAACACCAUAUCAUGAAUGACCAUCCUGUCACUUGCAGCUUUUGUGACCGAGAAUUCGAUCGGCAAAGUCGCCUCACUCGCCACAUUAAACGAAAGCACAUCAAACGAGAUCCUGUUCCUUGUGCAUGGCCUGGUUGUGAUCAAACCUUUUCAUCGAAUGCAAGCAUGAAAACCCAUAUUCUUUUAUUGCAUGAGCGCAAUACUCGGUACAAGUGCAGUUUUGAAGGAUGUGACAAAGGAUUCCCUUACAAGUCGAUCCGUGACAAUCAUGAAAAGUCUCAUCAGAGAAUACGUGCUUCACCCAAGCGUAGCCGUGAACCCAAAAGGACGAUUCUUGAUGAGAUCACUGGAUUUAAUUACGCUGGCGAAGGCUCCAAGCGAUCAAUACCCUGCCCGUUUGACAAUUGCAAUUUUAUGUUUAUCCGCAAAUACGACUUGGAACGGCAUCUUCAAAGCACCGUACAUCAAGACGACAUGGACCUCGUGGAGGAGGAAGACGAGGAGAAGCAAAGAAGGCACAAGAGGAUACACGUUGAGGACAUUUCGGAUUUAAUGGAACAAGACAACCCGGAACACAAUGAGACAUGCAUAUAUUAG
Lichtheimia ornata is the source of this 1173-nucleotide messenger RNA. RefSeq lists its product as uncharacterized. Bases 1 to 1173 code for a protein of 390 amino acids. NCBI's taxonomy places the organism in Eukaryota, Fungi, Mucoromycota, Mucoromycetes, Mucorales, Lichtheimiaceae. Gene Ontology annotation, molecular function: RNA polymerase II cis-regulatory region sequence-specific DNA binding; DNA-binding transcription factor activity, RNA polymerase II-specific. Gene Ontology annotation, biological process: regulation of transcription by RNA polymerase II. Gene Ontology annotation, cellular component: nucleus. The transcript has 6 exons. The record is from RefSeq and is a predicted model, not a curated record.